Messenger RNA from Neolamprologus brichardi, 1650 nucleotides. NCBI's taxonomy places the organism in Eukaryota, Metazoa, Chordata, Actinopteri, Cichliformes, Cichlidae. The record is from RefSeq and is a predicted model, not a curated record.
AGCUACUGGACCACAGAUUUUGACUAGCAGGCGCUUGGAGCCUGCUGAACACACUUUUCUCUGAUCCAUCACAAAGCCUUAGGCCCAUUUGCAAGCACCCGUCUUCUUUCUAAAGCACAAUUCUCUGAAAAUAAUAAAAACAGUACAUCUGAAAGUAUCCUAUUAAAAAAAUCCCCCCUCCAAAACGUUACAUAAAUAAAGCGUGCUAUGCUUUUUACCUCUACAGUAUAUUCUAGUGUCUAUGCUCAACAUUUCAGAUGGGAGCGACACCAUUUGGCGGUCUUGGAGCUCCUAGCAUUGAGCAGAUGGCUGCUAUGGGAAUGCCCGGACCGAACAUGAACCCCCAGGCUCUUUCCGCAGAUUUCCUGAAGCUCAUGCAAUCCAUGGACCCCAAAUUGAACCUUGCAGCUGGAUUGAACUUGAGUCCAGGGCUGAAGGCUGACGCAUCGAAUAAGGAGAUUGAAGAGGCCAUGAAGAGAGUCCGAGAGGCCCAGUCUCUUAUUUCUGCAGCUAUUGAACCAGGAAGUAAGAAAGAUGACAAGCGCAAACAUUCCCGCUCUCGUUCGCGUUCACGGCGCAGACGAACCAGAUCUCGUUCAAGACACAGACGUUCGAAGAGCAGAUCUCGGCGUAGGUCUCAUUCAAGGAGCAGGAGGAGGUCCAAGAGCCCACGGAGGAGGAGGUCCUACUCCCGGGAUCGAGGCCGUCGCAGUAGAUCUAGGUCAGCUGUUAUCCUGAGGAGCAAAAUGGCUCCUGACAGGGACCGCAGCAGAGACGAACGCGAACGCUCCAACAGUAAGAAAAAAAAGAGCAAAGACAAAGAACGAGAUCGGGACCGCAAGUCCGACAGCGAGAAAGGAGAUGUUAAGGUGACUCGGGACUACGAUGAGGAGGAGCAGGGUUAUGACAGCGAAAAAGGAGAGGAGGAGGAGGACGAGAGGAAGAGCGACUCCGACUCCAUCUCGUCCCCGAAAAGCCAGGAGGAGAUGGAGAGAUCUGAGGGCCAAAUCCCCAAAAAGUCCAAACUGAACGGAGACGAUCACCACCAGGAAGACAUGGAGAUGAGCGACUAGAAACGUCCAAACCAGAUAGCAUCGUCUUUUCACUGUCCUUUUUAUAUUUUUAAUAUAGGCCACGAUAUGUCUGUGCCUGAUCGCUCGAAGUUAAACAGAUUUUGUCUUAACUGUAGAAACACUGCAAAGGAGGGCAGGCAGUGGGGUGUACGGAGGGGAGGGGGAGGCAGAACUUUUGUAAAGAUAUAAGAAACAAUUACUAAAAUAUGAAGAACAUGAAACCUGGUUUUAAAUUGUCAUUGCUGUACUUUUUAAAGAUUUUGUUAUUGGAGUUUGUCUUUCUGACAGUAGAAUACGCAGCGUUUUCCUCUAAAAACGCAGCAUCUGUAAAUAUUUUACUGGUCAGGACUUUGUCCUCAUUCACACUGCUCGUCGUUUGCCACUCACCGUUUUAUUUUUUCCAAACGAACCGUUUUGCUUUAACUGUGUAACACACCCAGCUGUGUUUCAUCUCUACUGACCUAUUUACAACCCUUUAUUAUUGUACAUUGUAGAUUGAAAUGUGUUGUGACAAUGAAAUAUGUUGUCUGCAAUAGAAUUUCCAAAGGACACAAAUAAAAUUGGGGUAAACUGUCAA